Messenger RNA from Penicillium maclennaniae, 189 nucleotides. RefSeq lists its product as uncharacterized. Lineage: Eukaryota; Fungi; Ascomycota; Eurotiomycetes; Eurotiales; Aspergillaceae. The record is from RefSeq and is a predicted model, not a curated record. Bases 1 to 189 code for a protein of 62 amino acids. The transcript is spliced from 2 exons.
AUGACCGUGCCUGGUUUGAAUGAAAGUGAUGUCGGAGCUGAAGAAAAUGAUAAUCUUGACUUUGUGCCCAUGGAUUGGCUAGCGGGUGAUUUAAAUGCGUGGCUGGAUGAAGACUCGGAUCUGAUGAGUAAGCACGGCAUUGAGGAGCACUUAGCAGACAAGUCAAUCAUCAAUGGCUGCAUUAACUAG